ACUAGUUGACUACCUGGUCAGUGAGUAAGGAGAAGUUGGCGGCCCUUUGCUUCCGAAGUUUCGGCACCGGCGGUCACAAUUAGUAUUAGUAAAACUGAAUAUCAGCUCCCAGGUGUGGAAUGAGCACAGGGACAUCAGAUGUACUGGCACCAGAGCAGGAGCCUGUAGAACUCGCACGUUUUAGAGAACAAUGGAAGGCAGAGGUCAGGGAACGGCAGACUGCCACGUCGGGUGUGCAAACUCAACCCGUUCCCGGUGCCAGCACUGCUGCAGAACGCAUCAUUCCCGCAGCUCGGAGUGAUGCCAGCGCGAAAACCGCUACUAUCACUAACACACUCUCAGCAUCUCCGAGUCGGGGGCCUGCCACCCAUGUCGUCGCAGGUGCGCCUGCCGUCACAACGCACGCAUCUCACGGUCACUCUCAUCUCAGUCCCAGUCUGGCUCAUGCUGUCGAGGUCUACCGCGAAGCAGUUUUUCAUGAGCAGCACAGCCAGCUAGAUGAGGCUCUUCGGCUCUAUCGUCAGGCAUUUCGUCUCGAUGCGAACGUCGACCGUGCGUACUUCAUAGAAGAACAACGCACACAUGAGCGUUCUGCUACUCAGCCACCUAGUCACAAGAAGGCUCCAUCUACUGUCUCUGUAGAUGAAGUUACACGGGAUGUGCAGAAGCUCGAAGUGCGCAAGGAUAGCAAGGAUAAAUCCUUCGUGACGUCAGGGUUUCUGGCACAAGUGCUCAAGAACUUUCCUGAGAAUCUUGUCUUUCAACCGGAGAAUGAGAAGGAAGGACUACCCAUCAAUCUCAUCCCUGACGAGCUUGUGCUCCAGAUCCUCCGAGUUCUUGAUUACACCACGAUUGAGCGGUUUGCGGCUGUCAGUCGUAAGGCACGAAUACUUAGUUUGGAUUCUGCGAUUUGGAGAGAUUUUGUCCAUUUGGCAUAUAAGCCUCCCCAAAUUGCUGAUAAUGAGUCUAUAACGAAUAUCAUGGAACUGUACAGUUCGGACUACCGGAGAGCUUAUAUUGAACAUCCUCGCUUGCGGAUGGAUGGAGUUUACAUUGCUGUUUGCCAUUACAUGCGGAUGGGCUCUAGCGAGAACGCCUGGGUAAACGUAACUCACCUCAUCACAUAUCAUCGAUACCUCCGAUUCUUCCCCAACGGACAGGUGUUAUCCCUCCUCGCUAACGAGGAAUGGCAACCCCAGACCGUUAUUCCAAUGCUCAAGCCGAGCCUGCGCAUGAAGGGUUUCUACAUUGGCAACUGGUCUCUGUCCGGUAGCACUGUUUACAUCACAAACCUUGUCGAGAAGCACCUUUCGCAUGCGCACGCCACUACAGAGCCGCAGCGGAACAGGUAUUUCUUCCAGAUGACGCUCGCGUUACAUUCACGUCCCCUCGGACGGUGGAACAAGCUCGAUUUUAUUGGGUAUGACUCAGUAAAUGUGGAGGAUGGGGAAGCGGUGCCGCUGCCGCUGAGGAACGAACGGUCGUUUUGGUUCUCGAAGGUGAAGAGUUGGCCGGGGUAUUAGAAUGGGUUGAUAUGCGAGUAUGGCUAGAUGAGCGCUGGAAGUUUCUCAUGCACGAGACCGAGUAUAUGCGCUGUAACAUUUAAUAUUCGAUGGAUGAGUAUUGAUGCAUCGAUGAGUCGAC
Suillus fuscotomentosus is the source of this 1644-nucleotide messenger RNA. RefSeq lists its product as uncharacterized. Gene Ontology annotation, cellular component: SCF ubiquitin ligase complex. Gene Ontology annotation, molecular function: protein binding. The coding region runs from base 120 to 1523 and encodes 467 amino acids. Gene Ontology annotation, biological process: SCF-dependent proteasomal ubiquitin-dependent protein catabolic process. The record is from RefSeq and is a predicted model, not a curated record. The transcript has 7 exons. Lineage: Eukaryota; Fungi; Basidiomycota; Agaricomycetes; Boletales; Suillaceae.